This is a messenger RNA of Cornus florida, 918 nucleotides long. RefSeq names its product pollen-specific leucine-rich repeat extensin-like protein 4. The transcript is spliced from 2 exons. The record is from RefSeq and is a predicted model, not a curated record. Gene Ontology annotation, molecular function: protein binding. Bases 1 to 918 code for a protein of 305 amino acids. Lineage: Eukaryota; Viridiplantae; Streptophyta; Magnoliopsida; Cornales; Cornaceae.
AUGAAGGUCUCAGGCUACUUUCUUAUCUUCACCCUUCUAUUCUCUUCUUUCUCAUCCUUUUCUUUGGCCUUAAGUAAUGCUGAGGCAUCCUAUAUUGCUCAUCGGCAACUUACGAAUCUUUCUCAGAACAAUGAUCUUUCCGAUGGGGUCGGAUACGACAUUGACCCUAAACUGAAUUUUGCAAAUCCAAGGCUCAAGAAAGCCUAUAUUGCUCUACAAGCAUGGAAAAAAGCAAUUUCUUCAGACCCGCAUAACCUAACUGGCAAUUGGGUUGGUGAGAAUGUGUGUGCCUACAAUGGUAUAGUCUGCAAACCAGCAAUAGAUGAUCCCAAAUUGACUGUUGUUUCGGGUAUUUAUCUUAGUCAUGGUGACAUAGCUGGAUACCUUCCACUUGAGCUCGGCCUUUUGACAGAUCUCACUACUUUCACAAUCAAUUCUAAUCGUUUUUGUGGAAUCAUCCCGAAUAGUUUCUCAAAACUUCAACAUUUGGAAGAGCUUGAUCUGAGCAAUAACCAGUUCAACGGUUCAUUCCCAGCUGUACUUUUGGAGUUGAAUUCCCUUGUACACAUUGACAUCAGAUACAAUAAUUUCGAAGGCAUCGUCACCUCCGACACCAUCAAAGAGUUAUACACCACCCCCCACAUCCAACCCACCAACAUCAACUCCGCCAACCCCUUCAUCCCAAUCACUACCUCCCCCGACAUCAAACCCACCAACAUCAACUCCACCAACACCUACCACCCAAUCAUCACCUCCUCCGACAUCAUCAACAAGUUACACUCCACCACCAACAUUCAAGCCACCAACAUCAACUCCACCAUCCCCUACAUCAAAAACAUCACCUCCUUCGACACCAUCAACAUCAACUCCACCAACCCCUACUUCCGAAGCAUCACCUCCUCCGAUUCCAUCAAAUAG